GUGGAGUUCAGCUGUGAAGAAAGUGAUCAGACAGUGUUUCAGCACCAUGGUCAGCGUCCGCGUCGUCCUCAUCACCGCCUCCUUCUCCCUGUCCAUCAUCCUGACCUGCUGUGAGGAUUCACCGGACACUCGCUCCCUCCACCCCGACCUCAAGACCCUGCAGGAGAGACAGCUGAUAGAGGCUCUGCAGGCUGUGCUGGAGAAGCUGAAGAAUAAACAGCUGCCCAACGCCACCAAGAAGUUCGGACAACUGCCCUCGUGUGAUGCAGGAGAGCAGUGUGCAGCAAGAAAGGGAGCAAGGAUCGGUAAACUGUGUGGCUGCCCCCUGGGUACCACCUGCGACUUCUUCAUCAUGAAAUGUCUCUAACCACAGCCCUGUGUGUAUGAAUAUGUGUGUGAGAGAGUGUGUGUGUAAGAGUGUGUAAAGUUAUGCUAAUUUCAAAAUGAAGCCUAAAUAAACUGGAAUA
Molecule: messenger RNA, 467 nt
Organism: Astyanax mexicanus (Mexican tetra)
Lineage: Eukaryota; Metazoa; Chordata; Actinopteri; Characiformes; Acestrorhamphidae
Product: cocaine- and amphetamine-regulated transcript protein-like
Exons: 3
Coding region: 47-367 (106 amino acids)
Biological process (GO): adult feeding behavior; negative regulation of appetite; G protein-coupled receptor signaling pathway
Molecular function (GO): neuropeptide hormone activity
Source: RefSeq, a predicted model, not a curated record